This is a messenger RNA of Fraxinus pennsylvanica, 390 nucleotides long. The record is from the annotation of a GenBank genome assembly. Lineage: Eukaryota; Viridiplantae; Streptophyta; Magnoliopsida; Lamiales; Oleaceae.
AUGUUUGAUGUCACAGCUCGGUUAACAUACAAGAAUGUCCCUACAUGGCAUCGUGAUCUUUGUCGGGUUUGUGAAAACAUCCCAAUUGUUCUUUGCGGGAACAAGGUCGAUGUGAAGAACAGGCAGGUGAAAGCAAAACAGGUUACUUUCCACAGGAAAAAGAAUUUGCAGUAUUAUGAAAUAUCAGCAAAGAGUAACUACAACUUUGAGAAGCCUUUUCUUUACCUUGCCAGGAAACUUUCAGGGGAUCCUAACUUGCACUUUGUGGAAUCUCCUGCUCUUGCUCCACCAGAAGUGCAGAUUGAUUUGGCUGCACAGCAGCAGCAUGAGGCAGAGCUUGCUGCAGCUGCCAGUCAACCCCUUCCUGAUGACGAUGAGUCAUUUGAUUAA